GCAUGCUAUUUUUGGAAAGAAGUUCCUAACGUUGUCCGCCAUAAAAAGAAAUUUUACGAUUCGAUCUUCAUAAUAAUUCAAAGCUGCGGGAGCUACUAUACCAAACUCUGGAUUUCUGCAGUGUCAAUGACGUUCGACUAAUCUGUUUAUAAAUAACACAACCUUUAUCAAACGUAGCUUCUCUCACACAGGCAGAACACACAAUUCGAAUCGCAUUUCUCUUUGAAAGUUCGGUGUGAAUUUACAGAAAUGGCUGAUGAAGAAUUGGAAGCUAUAAGACAGCAACGUAUGGCCGAACUGCAAGCAAAACAUGGGGACCGUUCCAGUGACCAGCAGGGACAACAGGAAGCCAAACAGAGAGAGACUGAGAUGAGAAACUCUAUAUUGGCUCAAGUCUUGGAUCAGUCUGCACGUGCCAGAUUGAGUAAUUUGGCUCUUGUGAAGCCAGAUAAAGCAAAAGCUGUGGAGAAUUACUUGAUACAGAUGGCUCGGUUUGGACAACUUGGAGGAAAGAUUACAGAAGCUGGAUUAAUAGAGAUCUUGGAGAAAGUAAGUCAACAAACAGAGAAGAAAACCACUGUAAAGUUUAAUCGACGUCGUGUAAUGGACUCGGAUGAAGAGAAUGAUGAUGACUAAUAUGCAAGUGCAGUUGAUCUGCUGGGAUUUUUGUACUCAUGGUACUUCUGGCACUCUGGUCUGACUGCUGACUAGGACAUAACAACAAAUGACCAAUCAAUUGUUCUGCCCAAAACAAUUACAGCCAAAGAUCUUUGAUCUGUGGUUAAACAGAAUGUCUUUGACUAAUGUUUCUGUUAUGCCUUCUCUUUUUUCAGUUUAGCAUAAUCUCAUCAUUUUUCUUUACCUCAAAACAAUACAUUGCAGAAAAGGUGUUACCGUAAUUAUGGGGAUCUGGCCACACAUUUCUGGAGACGUGCAAACUUUUACAUAAUAAAGCAAUUAACAAAA
Danio rerio (zebrafish) is the source of this 966-nucleotide messenger RNA. It is a transcript of the gene pdcd5, whose product is annotated as programmed cell death 5. Lineage: Eukaryota; Metazoa; Chordata; Actinopteri; Cypriniformes; Danionidae. The record is from RefSeq and is marked provisional. Gene Ontology annotation, molecular function: DNA binding. Gene Ontology annotation, biological process: positive regulation of signal transduction by p53 class mediator; positive regulation of apoptotic process. Gene Ontology annotation, cellular component: nucleus; cytosol.